This is a messenger RNA of Trichomonas vaginalis G3, 249 nucleotides long. RefSeq lists its product as uncharacterized. The transcript has a single exon. NCBI's taxonomy places the organism in Eukaryota, Parabasalia, Trichomonadida, Trichomonadidae. Bases 1 to 249 code for a protein of 82 amino acids. The record is from RefSeq and is a predicted model, not a curated record.
AUGACUCAGACAAGCCCUACGGACAAGACCCAAGGGGUCAUAGAUGUUGAAGCAUUGAAGAAAGAAAUUCGUGAGCAAAUUUUAUCCGAACUGAAGGAACAAAAACAAGAACAAAAGCCAGAGAGACCAAAGAGAAAACUUAGUGAAAAACAACUUGCUGCAUUAGCUGCUGGAAGACAAAAGAACCCAAGACUACUGGCGAAAAAAGCUAGAGAAGAAGCUAAAGAAGCUGAAGCAAAGAAAGAGUAA